This is a messenger RNA of Carassius carassius (crucian carp), 2879 nucleotides long. It is a transcript of the gene pop1, whose product is annotated as POP1 homolog, ribonuclease P/MRP subunit. The transcript has 16 exons. Gene Ontology annotation, biological process: tRNA 5'-leader removal. Gene Ontology annotation, cellular component: nucleolar ribonuclease P complex; ribonuclease MRP complex. The coding region runs from base 264 to 2810 and encodes 848 amino acids. The record is from RefSeq and is a predicted model, not a curated record. Lineage: Eukaryota; Metazoa; Chordata; Actinopteri; Cypriniformes; Cyprinidae.
GCACGUGUGCAGUGGCGAACAGGAAACUUUCACACAAACUGCCGAAAGCACAUUAAACAGACCAGGUUCAUUUAACAGACUAACUGGACGCGUCUAGCGUGCCGCAGAUUCUAUAAGAAGAAGACGAAGAACAGAUUAACUGGGUUUGAAGGCGCGUGUUUUAUCCUGAAUAGAUCCGGAAACAGAAUGAACUCUGAAGAUCUGUGCUGAAAUAAUCACCGUCUCACACCAACAAACAAAACAGAAAACUGCUACAAUUUAAGAUGACUGGAGCAAAAGAUCGAAUGAGAGAAAAAAAGAUGAAGAAUCAGCCGAGAAACGUCACUUACACGAGCUCAGGUCGUGGGACCGGGAGAGGUCAGGGGUCACAGGCAUGCGGCUGGGUCAGAGGUCAUCAGCCUGGGGGUCACAGUUACAGUCAAGAUCUGCCCAAAUACAUCACAGCCUCUUACUUCGCUAAAGCGCGCGCUGCUGAAGUGAACGCGAUGCUGAAGGCCGUCAGUAAACCUGCAGGCAGCUGCCACGUCUUCAACGCUCUGCCGAAGCACAUGCGCAGACGAGCCAUGAGCCACAACACCAAGAGACUGCCGAGCCGUCUGCGAGAGGGAGCUCAGAGACUGGCCGAGCGAAGUCAUCGUGCAGCAGAGAAGGAGAAGAAGCAGCUGCCCAGAAGCAGGAGCCGUCGAGCGCGUCGCAGACACGGGAACCUGCUGCUGGAAUUCAAUCGCAGACAGAGGAAGAACAAAUGGUUGGAGACGCACAUCUGGCACGCCAAACGCUUCCACAUGCAGAAGACGUGGAGCUACUGUCUGCCGCUCAAACCCACAGCGAAGAGCUUCAGAGCCAGCUACAGAGCCAUGAACACACACGCCCUGCUGCAGGAUUUGUCCUAUUUCUGCUGUUUGGAGCUUCAAGGAUCUGAGGAACAGAUGCUGCGAGCCCUCGCUCGACUCACCAGCAAACAAACAGGUCCCACAUUCGCAGCGGCGUCGUGUCUCUCAGGUGCUCGUCAGGGCAGUGUCCAUCUGUACAAAGCGGAUCAGUUUCCUCAAGGCUGUCUGGGUCCUGCUGACUUCCUGUGGAGGCCCCGGGUCCCUGACGCUUCAGACAGACAGCUGUGGAUCUGGAUCCAUCCGGACCUUAAACAGGACGUGCUGUCGGAGCUGCAGCUGGUGUGUCAGUGUUCGGAGUCUGUGUCCGUCUCGGAGGAGUCUGGUCCCGCAGUGGAGCGGCCUGCAGGGAGGAAGAGGAAGAGAGACGAAGAUGAUGCUGAGCAACCCUCCAAAAGGCUGUUGGGUGACGGGACGCGGCCCGCUGGGGCCCCUGUGCGCUGGCAGUCCCCUGACACCGCCAUCACCAUCAGUGACCUGACCAUGGAGAUCGUGCGCUAUCGUCUGAUUGGUCCGCUGGCCCAUGUGGUGCUCACAGACACACUCCAGCCAGCCAGUGAGGAGCCGUGCGACGCGGUGAGCCUCCAUCAGCAGCAGACAGAUGUGUUCCAGCUGCUGAGAGGAGUGUGUUCGACAGCAGAGCUCCCAGCAGGCUGUGUGUUGGGACUGACUGUAGAUGAUCCCAGACUCACUUUACCUCAGAAACGUGGUAAAUCUGUUCCUGACCUACAGCAGAGCGCAGAGGACGAUCGUCUGAGAGAUUUGACUCUCACAGGAGUUGCGGCUCAUUGCAGUCAGAGUGCAUUGUGGGACACGUCUGCUCGAGAGCGUGUGACACACAACCGACUGUCUGAGCAGGAGCUGAACAGGAUGAGGAGUGAGCUGCUGGUUCCGGGUUCGAGGCUGUCAGCUGAUCGUCAGGCUGCUGUUCCUCUGCUGCUGGUUCAUCAGGGCGGUCGUGUUCGGGGCGAGGAGCGUCUGCACUGGGGCUCCGGCUGGGAUCUGCUGCUGCCCAAGGGCUGGGGAAUGGCAUUCUGGGUCCCUCUGGUGUAUCGUGGUGUUCGUGUUGGUGGCCUCCACAUGAGUGUCAAACACUCCCAGUUUAUGGGUCAGCCUCACUUCCCUCAAGAUUACCCAGACUGCCCUGCAGGAGUGCGCUUCCAAUCAGAGCAGGAGGCGGAGCUUCUAGAAAAGUUCAAAAGGCGUCCUCCAUCAAAACGCACCAACUACAUCAAACAUGGCUGUUUGGCGCCGUUUCGUUGCCCCUGGCAACAGCUGACGGAGGAGUGGGAGGAGCUAGUGAAUCUGAGCACAGAGACGGCUAGCUGCUGCAGAACCAGAGCAUCGGACUUCACUGUUCUGAGGAGUCUGAAGGCGUUGCGUCGUCUGUCGGCGUGGACUCGUCCGCCGUCUCGCAGGAACUCCUCACCGCUGACCCAUGCGACGGCUGCGGCGCUACAGCAGGAGUGUGGGCCGAGUCUGCUGUGGGUGCGUCUGCGUCUGUUGGGUAAAGGUCAGCCGGCACUGCAUGCCAUGGUGUGUGCCCCAACGACCUCUGACCUCCAGCUGCUGCUUCAAGAUCCACACAGCAGCGGCCCGCAGGAGCCCCGACACAAAGACCACCUCAAACACCUGCGUCAGCACAAAACCAGUCCUGAAGAGCCGGCCCGUGCCGUGAGGGGCGUGUUUCCGGCGCCGCUGCCCAGCGUUCUGUCCCACUGCAGCCGGCUGACUCUGGGGUGGGUGACGCAGGGAGACUUCUCUCUGGCCGCAGGCUGCGGCGAGGCUCUGGCCUUCAUCAGCGUGUCUGGACUCCUGCACACCAUCCUUGAGCAGCCGCAGGAGCAGCGUGGCCUCGUUCUGCUGAGAAACCCCUCGUCACUGCAGUACCGCUUCGCUCGCAUCAGCAUCGACGUAUAAAGCAGAGCCGUGUUCAGCACAUUCUGUAUUUAUUUCUUCACGGACUGAUGCAUGUCCACCACCAGGACG